Molecule: messenger RNA, 2096 nt
Organism: Chondrus crispus (carragheen)
Lineage: Eukaryota; Rhodophyta; Florideophyceae; Gigartinales; Gigartinaceae
Exons: 2
Coding region: 1-1707 (568 amino acids)
Biological process (GO): potassium ion transmembrane transport; regulation of membrane potential
Cellular component (GO): membrane
Molecular function (GO): voltage-gated potassium channel activity
Source: RefSeq, a predicted model, not a curated record
AUGUUCGCCGUGCUCGUCUACCUCGCCACCGUCUCGGUCUUCGUCUUCUCGUUCCUCGGCUCGCGCGGCCCCGCCAGCGCGUGGUUCUGGGUCGAGAGGGCCAUCGACUGCUCGUUCGCCGCCGAUCUCGUGCUCAACUUCUUCACCGCGUAUGAGCGCGCGGGGCUGCUUGUCACCGACAGGAGGGACAUUCGGGCACACUAUCUCGCCACAUGGUUUGUGCCGGAUGUUGUUACUACGUUUCCGUGGGACUUGUUGGGCGUCAGUCAGAGAGGCAAUGACCCGUCCCAACACAAUUUGCUCAAGCUUCCCAGGUUUAUCCGCCUUAUUCGCCUGUUCAAGCUCGUCCGCCUCACAAAGAUUAUUCGCUUGAAGAAACGCAUGACUCGCCUCGAAAUCAAGCUUCGUUUAAAGUACGGCCACGUCAAACUCGUUGGUUUAUUCAUCUCCGUUGUCUUCAGUAUGCACCUCUUCGCCUGCCUCUUCUAUUACGUUGCCUCGCUGGAUGGCUUUGACGGCUCCUGGGUCGCCCAGGAUGGCAUCCCCUCCGACCUGUACGGCAGGUAUAUCGCCGCCCUCUACUUUUCAGUCUACACAAUUACCACCAUCGGUUACGGUGACGUCGUCCCCGAAAAUACAAGGGAGCGCUCCUUCACUACUGUCUUCAUGUUUCUCGGUGCUGCAAUGUUCGCCUACAUCAUCUCCCAGGUCUCCAACAUCGCGGGCGAGCUCACAGAGUCGUCUGCCCACCACCGUAGAAUGAUGGACUCAUUCACUGAUUUUGCAACCUACAGAGACCUUCCCGACGACCUUGUCGUCAACAUUCGCACAUACUUUCAAAGCGAGCAUCGUCGCCAGCGUGUUAUAAACGAGCAGCAGUUAUUGCAACGUAUCAAUAGGGAGCUCCGCAUCAAGGUCAUCAAAUUCAUGUUUGGCACAAGCGUCGAGCACUCUCGUUUCUUCCGCAGCAUUCCCAAGGACCAUCUCGAUGAUGUGUACAACACUCUAGUUGAAAAGUUUGCAGACAAGGGAGGUCGCAUCUAUUCCGAGGGAGACGAACCGUCCUUCUUCUAUAUCAUCAUCCAUGGCUCUGUCCAAAUCCAAGCCCGAGGCGCCCCACCAGUCAAUCUCGGUAAAGACGACAUCUUUGGCGAACGCGACCUUCUCUUCAAUCGCACGCGCCAGAGCCGCGCUAUCAGCACCAGCUCCACCGGGCUUGUGCAAGUCCCCCGCAGAGCUGUGAUGCGUAUCCUGCAACGGCACCCACGUGCCCUAAAACGCCUUCGCGAUGAAGAAGCACUUAUGUUAUGGAACAACGUCAUCAACGUCAGCGAAGAGCAGAUUCAAUAUCAGCGCUUCGCGCACGACCUCCGGGAAAACGCUGUCGCUUUCAUUCGACAGAAUGGGCCCAACGUGGUCCGUCAGCAGCCUCCCGUCAGGCGAAUUUCAAGGCAGGCUUCGUCGCAAGAGUGGCGCGCCAUGCCGGGGGCCUCGCAAGGUAGCUUCGGGGCAUCAGGCUAUUCGUUAACGGACACGGGCGACGAACAAGAGAACAGCUCCCAGGAUAGCCAAGACGGGAUGGACCUGACGACCAGAGCCAUGAAGACAGAGCUGCAGCGUAAGACACUGCAGGUGUCCGAGCUCGAGGCCGGCUUGCGCGACUUGCAGCGGCAGCUCGAUCUCAUCCUGCGCUCCACCCUUCUGUGAGGGACAUGGGAGAUACGAAGGGGAGGGAUAAGGUGGAGCGACGCGCAUUGGGGUGAUGGUGCGUCGCGACUUUUCUGAAGGUCAAGGGGGAGAGAGACGGAGGGGGUGGCUGGCGGGCUGCACGCGGGACUUGCGGAGACCAGCGCUCCGACACCCGUGCAACCCCUGCCGCGCCCGUUGGCCGUUUCCUCAAAAGCAAUGUAUUUUUAACUGAUGAAUAAAAAAACAACGGUCAUGGAUUGGAUAAUUUGUGUACUGUUCCACCACUUCCGGUUACAUGAGGGAAUGGUCAUUGGCAGUUUGGCUUGCCGACCAACACGAAAAGGACAAGGCCCUGUCCACGAUGGAAUGGAAUUGAGAUCACAAUAUAAACAAUCACCGCCUGGGUA